UUGAGCGUCAUGCCAGCUGCUGCAUUCUCUUGCUUCUGCUGCGGCAGACGCAGAUGAACGAAGGCGCAGCCGGAGCCCUUUUGACGAAAAUAACAUCUGUGUAGACCAUUCAUAACAAGAUCACUUAGUUACGGUGCGUCAGCACACUCAUGUCCUCCGUCGUGCAGAGCCCUCCUCUGCAGCCUCGCUCCGCCGGUACAACUACCAGUGCUACAAAUAUGGCGCCUGGCAGGCACAGGACCGACGUGGUGGCGCAAAAGCAGCAGAAGCUUUCCCCGUCCACCGAGGACUCCAGUGACGACCUGCAGGAUGACGAGUACUUAUCCUGUGCAAAAGUAUCGUAUUCGUAUAAAUGCAAGUCUUGCAUUACAAAUCUUUUUCUUGAGGCAAAUCCCCAUUACAAAUUUUAUUUCUCAUGCUGAGAAAAUUUGUAAUGCAUUUAUACGAGUACGAUACUUUUGCAAUUCAUAGUACUCCUCUUCGUAUGACUCGGGCUACACGGAUGACGACACGAGCACCACUGGAGAGAGCUCCUUGACGCAGGAUGCUGUAGAUCCUUCGCGAUUGGGAUAUGGGGAUAGAAGAAGCAGCAGGUACGAAGCAAGAACCACGGAGCAGGCUGCUUUGCAACACCAAAACCACCGACGCCUGUCUCGUCAGGUAUGGUUUUAUUUAAGUAUUUUAGAAUCGUGAGCGUGACGACUGAUUCUGGUGUCGUAAGUUGCAUUACUAGGUAGCGUCUUGCGUUCCGUUUUGAUAGUACGUCUAGAAGUCUCGACUGCAUUCUAGCGCUCCAUAGCAUGGGACGGGAGCGGCUGCGCAGUGGGGCUCUCCUGUUCGUUGCUCGUGGUCGGGGUUAAAUGUUUCUUCGCAAUGUUUUCCGUCACAAGCUGCGCAUUCUGGCUCCUGUUGAUUUUCAAAAUGCCGCCGUUUGUAGCUAAAAAACGAACUCGAAUUGCAAUUAUCAGGUGCAAGGGCAAAAUGUUGCAGGUGGGCGCGGGCCCUUUCGGAAAAGUAGUGGCAAGGCCCAGCGAAUCUCGAGAGGUAUGUUGCGCGUUUUGAAAGUUACGGUAUGAUUUCGAGUAUAUUCAUUGCUUAUGCUUUAUUUUUCCCCGACCCAAAGAUUGAGAUUUCAGAUAAGAAAAUCCUUUCUUCCCUCUGUCUUCAUAUCAGGUCCUGUCGGUGGUUCUGCAAUAGCUUUUCCAGGCCCGCUGGGCCCUCCCGGUGCAGCGUCCAUUUUGAAGCGUCAGUCCCCCCGGGACAAGAAAUACAGCAUGGCAAGCCUGAAUCGUGCCUCUAGACAGCAGCUUUCUGGUGCACCAACUGCAUCAAGUGGAACGCUACCGCGAGACAGCAUCAACUUGCUGAAUAAACGACCCCCGGGAGGAGCAGGUGGUGCUUCUAGCACGAAGCUCCCAUCAAGAAACUUUCAGCACCGAACUUCGAAGUAUGAUUCCACAGGGCAGUACGCCAGUUCUCGCAAGAACAACAACUCGGCGUCGGCAUCGAAGAACUAUGGACGCAGCCGCAUCGUGAUGAUCCUCUUUUGCAUCGCGGCCGUGUGUUUGGUUGGGUUGGGCGUCUUGAUCCGCAAUAGUAGCAUCAACAACGCAGACCAGCACUUUUUUCCGAACAAUAAUCCUAAUUUCCCGGGGAACGGAGGGGCGAACAUGAAUGCAGCGGGCCAGAAUUAUAACUACGGUGCGUAUAACAACAAUAACAAUGCGUUUCUGAACCCGAACAACAACAGCCCCGGAGCUGCGCAGCGGGAGCUGCAGUUCAACAACAAUGGGCACGCUGUUCCGAGGCAGUUCCAAUUUCAGCAUCACGGAAUGAAUAACAAUGCGCAACAAGCCGGCGCAGCCGGUGCCGGGGGGCGCCCAGCAUCUAGUGGUUCCUUUUUCGGGUCGUUUCUGUCCAACAUCUCCAUGCUCUGGUAUGGCGUCAUCGGCGCACUGGCACUCACCGCGGGACUCUUCCUUCUUUGGUGGGUAGUUCUGUGAGAGCAGCUCGAGGCCUGACGAUCUCGAAAAACACCCUGCCGCUCUGCUGGGCGGCAGCUUGUCACGAAGGGCAGGGUGAGGGAGUUCCGGAAUCGUUGCGAGGAGAGAUAUAACUUUUCGUCUCUCUAUUUAUCUUUGAAGAUGGUUCACUUCACAGUGGUGCGUGUCUCGGUCUGUAUCAGUACACUCAACGAAUACGUUCCAGUAGGAGUAGUUUCUAUACACAAAUGAAAACAAUUGCUCGUCCGCAUCGGCGUUCAUCGCUGGCUGGCGAAGUUUCAAGUAAGUCGUUGCUGCACCAGCUCGACGACCUUCCUGUGGCACUAGCGACGGUUCUGGCAUCAGCCCGACCGUACUGCCAGCAGCCAUUUUUGAUUUUUCUGCGAAACUUUGUAAAGAAUAGUGUACUUUAUGCUUUUCCGAUUUUUUGCGAUACAUAUACAUGGAACUAAUGUCGCGCCAAUUUAUUAGUGCUCUACUUACAAAUCAAAUAAAGAAUAUUUGGAGCCACAAGACAACUUUUUCUCUAGCUUUUUUUUUGGUUUCAUGUAAGGCUCUUGAUUCGACACGGACGAAGAUAAGGUACAGGCGCAUCUACUCGCAUCUGCGGAUUCACCGACCCUGGAAGCUCCCUCAUGAUGCUUGUAUUGCGAGCCCGGUCAUGACCAAUGGUAACAGCAAUACUGACGGUUUUUGUGUUUUUGUGGUGCAAACGAAAUGAAACAAUGUCAGCUCGUUGCUUGUCGAUUUCGAUAUAAAGAAUAAACGCACGUCGCGUUGAUGAUUUCUUUCAAGGAGUAGAGAUACCUGCAAAAUUCAAGAAAACCAUAAAGGGCUAUAUGCUACGACGAUAUUAACCUGAUUGCGCGAAACGCCUCGACGUAUCUUUGGCAGCGCAGAUUUUUCCAGCGAAU
This is a messenger RNA of Amoebophrya sp. A120, 2917 nucleotides long. The record is from the annotation of a GenBank genome assembly. Lineage: Eukaryota; Dinophyceae; Syndiniales; Amoebophryaceae.